AUGGCUUCCCAUCAAACCAGACCACCUUCAACGCCUUAUUCACCUCUAAACGACCAACAACAAGACGACCUUCAAGACAUCGACGACUCCAUUUCCUCAAAUGGGUGUGGCUGUUUUCAGCUGUUCGGGUUCGGAUCCAAUCGGAAUAGGAAUUACGAAGGUGCAAAUCUUCUGCAACAGAAACAAGGGAGGGAGGAGGAGAGUUGGAUGGUGAAGAAAUUGAAGAAGGUGAAGGAGGUGUCGGAGAUGGUGGCUGGACCGAAAUGGAAGAAUUUCAUUAGAAAAAUGGGUGGAUAUUUGAAGGGGAAGAAACAGAGGAAUCGAUUUCAGUAUGACCCCGAAAGCUAUGCUUUGAAUUUCGAUGGGGGUUUUGACGGAGAAGAAGAUGAUCAUCAUCCACCUAUUGGGUUUUCUUCGAGGUUUGCUGUGCCUUUGGCUUCUAGGGAAUAA
Molecule: messenger RNA, 450 nt
Organism: Cucumis melo (muskmelon)
Lineage: Eukaryota; Viridiplantae; Streptophyta; Magnoliopsida; Cucurbitales; Cucurbitaceae
Exons: 1
Coding region: 1-450 (149 amino acids)
Source: RefSeq, a predicted model, not a curated record